Molecule: messenger RNA, 1862 nt
Organism: Cuscuta campestris
Lineage: Eukaryota; Viridiplantae; Streptophyta; Magnoliopsida; Solanales; Convolvulaceae
Source: the annotation of a GenBank genome assembly
AUUACCUUUGACAACAACAUAGUUCAACUCAAUGAUUUUCCCAAAAAAUUACCAUCACCAUACCAAAAAUUACAUCCCAAAUUAAUUUAGCUACUCAUAAUAAAAACUUUCAACACACAUGCAUCAUAAGAAGGCAUUUUUCAAUUGAGAGUAAAAAGUAGACAAACUUACUUUAACAGAUCUGAAAAAUAGGAGGUCCGGGCUACAAUUUGCUCCGUGAAAAACUACAAAAAUGAUACUAAUCUAAAAUAUGAGAGUAACUUUGUAGAUCAAUGCUAAAAGAAGAGAAAUUCGAAUUUUUGGGAGUGAAGAGUCGCUGUCCAGCGUAUGAAAUCGGAGAGGGGGAGGUGCUGUAUUUAUAUGGCUGGACGCAAAGCGUCCAACCCAAGCCGUCCAGAUCCAAAGCAUCCAAAGUUGGACGCCUUACGCGUCCCGUCCAUUCGGUGCCUGCCACGUGUCUUUCGUGAUGCACAAUCAUUGCCUAGCGUCCAAGGGGAAGCGUCCAACCCGCAAAGCGUCCAAGCCCUGCAAGCUCAAGUUGAUUAUCUAGCCAAGCAAAUACCCAAGCUCACUAAACAAAAGCUAGCUAUGUUGCAAUCCAGUGAUGAUGGAGAAGAAGCUAGUUCUAGUGCCACCGUAAGAACUAGAGCUCAAGAUAAGUCCAGUUCUGAUUUCAAAGUGGAUAUUCCCAUCUUUGAAGGAAAGAACGAUCUGGAUGAGUUCCCUGAAUGGCAAGAAACAGUGGAAAGAGUAUUUGAUUUCAAAGAAGUAUCCGACGAGAAAAAGGUCAAGAUUGUAGCCUUGAAGUUUCGGAAAUAUGCAUCUACUUGGUGGUCCAACAUCAAAACCAAGAGGAAUCGAGAUGAGAAACCCCCGGUUGAUACCUCGCAAAAGAUGAAGACUCUCUUGAAAAAGAAGUUCCUACCUACUGAAUACGUACGUGAGAAUUUUGCUAGGCUUCAAACGCUUAGACAAGGUUCAAAAUCUGUCGAAGAUUACACCAGGGAAUUUGAAGAACUCUUGCUAAGCCAUCAUUAUUGGAGGUGCACAAAUAAAGAAGCAAUUCCUUAUGAAGAGCAUGUAAGGAUCAUAGCAGCAUAUGAGAAUGAACAUGAUGGGAAUUACAAAGAUGUCUUCAUAGAAGAACCAACUUCUAAGUCACAAGAAGAUUCAAUCCUUAUUGAUGGAAACUUCUUUGAAAAGGAUGUCAUGGAGGAAGCUACACUAGGUGAUUGUUGUACCCGAGACCCGGGGUCUUAUCGAGUAGCUAAUUUGGAGAAGGAUUUGCGGAGAAAAUGGACGAUGGAACUGAAGGGGUAAAAUAUGGAGUGUAGGAAAGAGUUCUUUUUGGUGUUUUUAAUGAGAGAAAAGAAUAAGUUUAAGAAGAAGAAAUGGUGAGGAAUGAAAUGGGCAGAAAUAAAGUGAAGGGAUAAACCAAGUUGGUGUUAAGAGAUAUGACACACUCUUAUCUUAACUUGGGGCUUUUAUCUUCUUUUACACAUUAAUAAUCACUACUAAUGUAUAAAAUUAGACUCCUAACACGCACUCAAAAGUAGCCAACUUUAGAGAUAUUUCAUUAGGAAAUUUGGUUAAAAUAGCAUCACACUAUNAUGCUUAAUGCCCAUCCAUGUGAGUUGAUUUUCCAUGAUGCUUCUCCUGAUUUUGAGCUGAUCUUCUUUGGGUUUAUUUGGGUAGAAAUUUCGUGCAUAUAAGGAAGAAAACAAAGGGGAAUCAAGCUUUAGACUUUUGUGAAUAAAAUGCCAAAACAGCACUAUUCAUUCAAUGACUUUGUUUCUGAUUUUGUUCCUUUGUUUCAAAAGUGAUUAUGCUUUUGUUUUGUGGAAGAAAAGGCUUUAUUCUUU